Messenger RNA from Talpa occidentalis (Iberian mole), 1728 nucleotides. It is a transcript of the gene ZDHHC22, whose product is annotated as zinc finger DHHC-type palmitoyltransferase 22. Gene Ontology annotation, cellular component: Golgi apparatus. Gene Ontology annotation, molecular function: palmitoyltransferase activity. Gene Ontology annotation, biological process: protein palmitoylation. The record is from RefSeq and is a predicted model, not a curated record. Bases 502 to 1293 code for a protein of 263 amino acids. Lineage: Eukaryota; Metazoa; Chordata; Mammalia; Eulipotyphla; Talpidae. The transcript is spliced from 6 exons.
UCCGCCUCCUCCUUCCCCAGCAAAGGGAAGAUCUACAGGUUGGCCUGAGUCCUUCCUGGAGGCCCUUGGGAGCGAGCAGACUGAGUCAUGGCCAGUUUGUCAUGGGCUACUCUCCUGCAGGUGGAUACUCCCAGAUUGUCUCCCUCUGCCUUGUACCUGCCUCCCACCUAUGCUCCCUGGUUCUUCUGGCCGAGCCACCCAAGAAAACCCAAGGACCAGAUUUCAAGCCUGCUGAGCUGGACAGAUGGUUUAGGACACUGACCACAGCUGCCUUCAGCUCUCACUGCCCAUGUUCAUUAGAGGUUGAGGCUUUGGCAGCUUGGAGCUUCCCUUCCUGGGCCUGUUGAAGGCAGGAGAGGUGAUAAGAGGAAGUCCCCGAGGCGAAGCGUGAGGAGGCUGUGAGCCAGCGGGGCCGAGACCACAACUUUCCAGCCUCGGGGAAGGAGCGUCUGCGCCCAGGGCUCCUCUUGCCGGCGACCAGAGCUCGGAAUGUAAUCGAGGAUGCUGGCCCUGCGGCUACUCAACGUGGUGGCCCCCGCCUACUUCCUGUGCAUCUCCCUGGUGACCUUCGUGCUGCAGCUCUUUCUCUUCCUGCCCAGCAUGCUUGAGGACCCCUCGGCCACCCCGCUCUUCUCGCCUGCGCUGCUCCACGGGGCUCUCUUCCUGUUCCUCUCAACCAACGCCCUGGGCAAUUAUGUCCUGGUCAUCCAGAACUCCCCAGACGACCUGGAUGCCUGCCAGGGGAUCUCGGCCAGGAGGGCUCCGUGCCCCCCACCCAGCACCCACUUCUGCCGAGUGUGCGCCAGAGUCACCCUGAGGCACGACCAUCACUGUUUCUUCACUGGCAACUGUAUCGGCAGCAGAAACAUGCGCAACUUUGUCCUGUUCUGCCUCUACACCUCCCUGGCCUGCCUCUACUCCAUGGUGGCCGGCGUGGCCUACAUCUCUGCGGUCCUGUCCAUCUCCUUCUCCCACCCCCUGGCCUUCCUCACGCUCCUUCCCACCUCCAUCAGCCAGUUCUUCUCUGGAGCUGUCCUCGGUUCUGAAAUGUUCGUCAUCCUCAUGCUCUACCUCUGGUUUGCCAUUGGCCUGGCCUGCGCUGGCUUCUGCUGCCAUCAGCUGCUGUUGAUCCUCCGGGGGCAGACCCGCCACCAGGCGCGGAAGGGGGUGGCCGUGAGGGCCCGGCCCUGGCGCAAGAACUUACAGGAGGUCUUCGGGAAAAGGUGGCUGCUGGGCCUGCUGGUGCCCAUGUUCAAUGUUGGAGGUGAGAGCUCCAAGCAGCGGGACAAGUAGCAGGCACCCCAUGAUUUCUCUGUGUGUAUUGUGGCACCUUCUGAACAUAAGACCAUGGCACCCUUGUCUCCACUCAUGAUCCACGAAAACCUUGGACCGGUAAGGUCCUAGCAUCCACCCUCCUGGCCUGUGACAGAGAAAGGAAUUCGUUGUUGGAUCAUGACAAGGAGGAAACAUGAGCACCUGCCAUUGCUGGCUUCUCCCACAAGCCAGCUGGGUGGCGGCUGUUAGGAGGCCUCUGCUUUUGUUUCUUGUCUUUGAGGUCCCUGCCUUCCUCCUCUGGCUCCCCACAGUAUUUCACAUGAUCACUGCUAUCUGCUAGCGCUCUCCCUCUCUGCCUCACCUUGGGAGUGAGGAGUGGAUUCUCGCUGGCUGUCGGGAUGAUGUUCCCCAGGAGCUGAGACUGACAACAUGUUUAAAGAGGCAGCCAAGUCA